AUGUACUCGGUUACUCUGACCGAUAUGACUGACAUGACUUGUAAAAUAAUGACGAAGGGUAAGGAGACGGCCGGUGAGGUGUAGUUUGCAUCAUUAAAUAGCUGGGCGAAAGUGUAGAAGUAAAGUUUCCAGGCAUAAUUUAACAAUCAAGUCAUUUCAGUGCUUUUUAACUCACAAGUGCAGAGGAUAAUUUCACAAUGAAAGUGGUAUGCAAUUAUUAUGGCGGAGUUGUAGUAGUUGCAGCAUGAAAAUCUUGUGGGCUAUGAAGAUAGUGACGAGGAAGAAGAAUUUGCCAAGAGAGAUGAUAUUCAAAUUGAGCAAGUUCUACCUCUAAGACAAGUAGCUCCCAACGAAAUUGAAAAUGAAGAGUUUGUUCCCAGAAUUACGUGGGAAGAUUUUUCGCCACAUGCAGCCGAGGCAAGUGCAUUUAACACAUCAUCAAACUCUAUUAAAUGGGACUUUGUAGACAUGGGAUAUUCUUCUACUAUGGUUGAAAAAGCUAUUAGCAUACAUGGAAAAGAGAAUUGUAAUGAAAUACUAGAGUACCUCUUAGCUUGUAAAGUUGCUGAUUAUUCCUUAGAUCUUGUUUCUGUGGAUCCAACUGUUGAUUCUGAGAGAUUAGAGGGUGAUGAUGAAUCCAAUUUCGGGGAGAAGAAAGUUGAAGGUGAAGACACAUUUGCUGAACAUGGGGAUCCCCAGGAAGAUCGAUCAAAAGAUUUAAAGGCAGAUAAUAUCAUAGCCUUUUUGUUGGAAAUGGGCUAUUCUGAAAAAGAAGUCUCUUCAGCAAUUGAAAUAAAUGGGAUUGAUACUCCUAUAGAUGAAUUGGUUGACUUCAUAGACGCUCAUUUAUGUGGGAAAGAAAGCAACAAAUAUGCGAAAGAUGCAGUUGUUGCAAACCAUCAGGUUAAGAAGCAGAAGACGCAAGCUGAAGAGUCGUGUGGAAGUAAAUUUCGUAAAAGAAAGCAAGCAGGCGUUAUCUUGAAUGACAUGGAAACAAGCUCAUCAGCGGCCCAGAAGAGAGCAAUUGGAGAAAAGCAGAGGAAAGUGUUAAAGGGUGAUGUGGUCUCUAAUUUAUGUCCGGAGGGACUAACUGGUUUUGGAGUUCCUGGGAAACCUAUUGGGCAGCGCUUGGAGGAAAUCAAUGUGUUCAUGCAAGGGCCGCCGUUUUUCUAUUAUGAAAAUGAUGCUUUUGCAUCAAAGGAUAUUUGGAAGACAAUAUCCGAAAAUUUCUAUGGUGUGGAACCAGAGGUGGUGGAUUCGAAGUACUUUUCAGCUUCGAGAAGACCAAGAGGUUAUGUACACAAUCUCCCAAUAGAAGGGCGAUUUCAAGCAUUACCUCUCCCCCCCAUGACUAUUCAGGAAGCACUUCCUCAGACAAAGGACUAUUGGCCUACAUGGGAUCAGAGAAAAAAAUUGAAUUGCAUAGACUCUAGACGAUGUGGUAGUGUCAUUCGUGAAGAACUCUGUACUAUAAUUGAAAAUUCACGAGGGAAACUGCAAGAUGGUCAACAAAAAUACAUACUUGAAAAGUGCGAAGAAUGGAACUUGGUUUGGGUGGGGCCAGGUCAGGUGGCUCCUCUAGAGGUUGACGAGAUAGAGAUUAUAUUAGGAUUUGAAAAAGAUCACACUCGUGGAACUUCUUGUGCGACUGAUCGCUUGCACUGUUUGGGUAAUGCAUUCCAAAUAGAUACAGUUGCAUACCACUUAUCUGUUUUGAAAGCAUUAUAUCCUGAUGGCAUUAAAGUUCUUUCUCUGUUUUCUGGUAUUGGUGGAGCAGAGGUUGCUUUGCAUAGACUUGGGAUACAUUUAAGUUGUGUUGUAUCUGUGGAAAUAUGUGAAAAGAACAGGCUUGUCCUUAAUAGCUGGUGGACAAAAACCCAACAGACAGGUAGUUUGAUUCAGAAGGAAGAUGUCCAAGAUUUGAAUACAGAAGUACUGGAGCACUUAGUAGACACUGUAGGAGGUUUUGAUCUUAUCAUUGGUGGUUUCACUUGUAACAACUUACCUGGCAAGAAUAGUAGGGAUGAUUUAGAGACAAAAAGCUCUAUUUUCUAUGAGUUUCCUCGCAUUGUGAAUGAAGUGAGGGAAAUAAUGCACUCAAAAGCCUCGGCUAACAAUUUUUCUUGAUCUUGUGUAGGUUCAUUUUUAUAAGUAACUCAAGUUCAAUAGACAAUUUGAAAAAUUGAAAAGGGUUUUAACCAGAAAUUAUAUGCACAGUGUUUCUCUACUG
Molecule: messenger RNA, 2230 nt
Organism: Cryptomeria japonica (Japanese cedar)
Lineage: Eukaryota; Viridiplantae; Streptophyta; Pinopsida; Cupressales; Cupressaceae
Product: DNA (cytosine-5)-methyltransferase DRM2
Exons: 8
Coding region: 469-2127 (552 amino acids)
Cellular component (GO): nucleus
Molecular function (GO): methyltransferase activity
Source: RefSeq, a predicted model, not a curated record